UUGGAUUUGCAAACAGGAUUUCAACUUCAAACUUCAAAUCCUCAAAAAUGGAAGGGGAAAACACAAGCACAGCAAAUUCUUCUUCGUCUUCUUCUUCUUCUGUAGGAAGUAAAUUGAAGAAGGGCAUGUUAGACGCAACCACCAACAUCACUGAAGCCUUGCAAUAUAUUAAAGCUUUCUUCCUUGCACAGGGGAAGAAAUUGGUAGCUAAAAAUGAGCAGGAAUUGGCUGAAGCAGAUCUUCAAGCUCAGAGAAUUGAGGUUGAUGCAACUGAUGCUGCUGAGACAGAGAAGAAACAACAUGACCUCCAAAGCUAUUAAUUCAAAAUUGCAGAACUUUUCUGUAUUCUGAUGGCACUGUAAUAUAUUUUGCUGUUUGAUCAAGGGUUUCUCCAACCAAACCCUUUAACUGUUGAUUACUCGUCAUAAUGUUUAUGGGCUUGCUUAAUAAAGCAUGGUAGUAGCAUGUAAAUCUUUUUAUGUUUUGCUGUUCUGAAGAUCUGCUUAUAUGUGGUCAAGAUCUUACACAUUAACAAGUUUUGUUGAAAGACUAAUAGUUAAAGCUGAAAAGGGAGUUUCAAGUAAAA
This is a messenger RNA of Cryptomeria japonica (Japanese cedar), 586 nucleotides long. RefSeq lists its product as uncharacterized. The coding region runs from base 48 to 320 and encodes 90 amino acids. The transcript is spliced from 2 exons. Lineage: Eukaryota; Viridiplantae; Streptophyta; Pinopsida; Cupressales; Cupressaceae. The record is from RefSeq and is a predicted model, not a curated record.